Messenger RNA from Coturnix japonica (Japanese quail), 3396 nucleotides. The record is from RefSeq and is a predicted model, not a curated record. NCBI's taxonomy places the organism in Eukaryota, Metazoa, Chordata, Aves, Galliformes, Phasianidae.
CCCAUCAGAGUUUACUGGCCUAUGUUUGUCUUAAUAUUUUACUUCAUCUGCCCCAUUCCCCACUUCAUUGCCAGAAGAGUAAGUGAUGACAGUGAUGCAGCCAGCAGCGCCUGCAGGGAACUGGCGUAUUUCUUCACAACUGGAAUUGUUGUUUCUGCUUUUGGCUUCCCCAUAAUCCUCGCGCGGGUCGAAGCGAUCAAAUGGGGAGCCUGUGGUCUGGUGCUGGCUGGCAAUGCAGUCAUUUUCCUUACUAUUUUAGGCUUUUUUCUUGUGUUUGGUAGAGGAGAUGACUUUAGCUGGGAGCAGUGGUAGGACCUCGCUCUGAUGCUGGUAACGUUUUCAGUGUAUGUCACCACAUAUAUGCUGUAUGUGUGUGUCUGUGUGUAUACAUUAGUACUGAUGUGUGUGCAUACGCACGCAGUUUUACAUUAUCACAUCCUAACGUGCUCUUUUAAAAUGUGUCAGCCAAAGGGGAAAGAGCUCUGUGACAGCUCUCUUAACAUCAGUAAAAGUUGGGAUCGCCAUUGCAAAUCUGUCCACAAAUAAGUUUGCAAAAACAUAAAGUGUUUUCUACUCAUUUUUUAAUACAUGUGCAUUAACUGCUGCUCAAGUCAGAAUUUCACUGAUCCUUGAGAUGUUGCUCACCAAAAGCCAUAAAAUAGAUCAAUGUAAAGAUUAUCCUGCUUGCUCUUGCUUACCUUGAUUGCCUUUCUGCUCUGUUUAAGGAUCAAUGAGUACUUGCUUUCCACUUGAGUAAUUGUAAUUGUUUUCUCUGAUAACAAAACCAAACAUAGUGUAUGCCAACUCUUACUACCUAAUGAAAGAGGAAGAAAACCCUGGUUAAAAAUUGAUGGUGUUCAUUUCGAAUCCACAUUCUUUCUUCUCUCUAAGAUAUGCUGGUUUUGCCACUCUUCAAUUUAAUGACUGAAUGUAUUGUGGGAAUAAUCUAGUAUUUUAAUGCUCAGAGUUGACAUUACUUCUCUCACGGAGGCUCACAGAGGAAGAGAUUACUCUCGGGACACGUACAGUCACAAUACAGCAUACAGCUCUGUAUUCCUGUGUGUGAAGUGCCUGAAUUGCAAGGAAGUGAGUGUUCUGCUGGGCAGGACUUCGUUCUCACUGCUUUGGUAACAUCCUUAUUCAAACUGCUAUUUCUUGGCUGUAAGAUUGUUAUAUUAAAACACUAUAUUUUUAUGAUGGCAUUAUCCUAGUGAACAUUCUCAUAAUCUCACUUAUAGAAGUUACCUUUAUUACUGUUUUGACUUGCUGAAGCCUUUGAUUUACAGAGGCACGUGAUUUUAUAACAGCGCAUCGUGGCACAACCCAAACUCUAGAGGACACUUCAGGAAUCUGCAGAGGGGCAAAGGGAGAGACGUGUUAGUUUUAUUCUUACCUAAGGAAACUGACAGAGAGAUUCCCAUUUUAUGAAGUAAGAAACCAAUUUCCUGUGUAGGGCAUGUUUAAUUAUUGAGAGUUCUUCAGGUUAGCAGGGGGCAAAUGCGUGUUUUAUCAUCUGCGUUAGCUCAUGGCUGACUGCUGGGACCCAGCAUGGCUGUGAGGGACCCUCUGCAAGGAGGUGACAGAACUGACUCUGCAAGAUGUGGCAGCUUCACUGAGACAGAACCUUUUGCCCACUAGGUUGUAUGAGAGUACUCCACUGUUGUCCAAUCUCUCAUUCCUAAUGUACUGCAGAAUGGUGUCCUGUGGGUUGCUGUGCAGAGCAAGAGUUAAAAAAUGAAUGAAUGUUAUGUGAGCACUCAUACUCUGCUUUUUUUUUUCAUGCUCAGGGCCCUGCUGAAAGGGUACAAAAGUCAUUCUGUGGUCCAAAUAAUGUAGUAUCGUUGAGAUGUAGAGUAUCUUGGCAAAUAAUUCUAGUAUUUGAUUAGAUGGAAAACUGCUAAUUACAUGUUUUAAACUUCAGAUGUGAAUAAGGUGAACGCUUCAGUGUUGAGUAAUGCUGAGUAAUUGCGGCUGAUACUGAAGUGUAUCUGCAAUGUCAUUGCUGCCAAAGAAGAUUUAUGUUGCAGUGCAGCUUCUGGAUGCUGGUGCUUCAUUGCAGACAUAGCAGGAACAUGCUUGUUAAGGUGCUGGUUGUGAGCAGGUUGUCUGCCUUCAAGCGAAAUUUGCCAUUUAUGACUGAUUUGUAAAGUGCUAUUGUUCUAAAUAUUAGCUGAAUUACUGAGAGUAAGCAUAGUUUCCACAGAGGUCCUGCUUUAGUUUUUUUUAAAGAUUCAUUUUGUUCCCCUUUGCUAUGAAGUUUUUUAUUCAAUUUAGUGAACUAAAACAACGCUGAUAUACAACUGAAGUGCCUGAACCUGCACGUGUCUGAAGUCUUUGUUAAACAUUCCAUUUAACUCCAGUUUAAAGUACUUUGUGCUGGCAGCUUUAGGUUCCUGAACUUUUUCACUCCUCAGAAUUUGCGUAUUGAAGGCUGCAGCAGAAGUCUGUAAAGCUACUCAGUUACCACUGAAGUUUUGCUGUUGAGACAGGUGGGGUAAGGAAAAAAAGCUCACAUCAGUUUUUAAUCUGAAGAACAGCCAUUGUAGAAUCUAUUUCCCAUCUAUUAGUGAAUAGCACAUGUGUGACAGAUAAGAUUGGGAUCCAGUUGGGAUGCAGGCAGUGAACAUGUGACAAUCCAAAGUGAAAAGGAAGGCUCGGAAGUUUGGUGUAGUGUUGAGGAGGCGUUGCUCCUUGCAAGAUUCUUCCAUUGCCCCGUGUUUCCUUUGGCUGUUGCUGUAGCAGGGAGAUGCUGAAGGAAGAAAGUGAAGACUUCUGCAGCAGCUGCGUGCACUAAUAAUGUGAACUUUGUGCAAUUUUCAUUGUGGAUGUUUGUUUUAAACUGUUUAGCAUUAAAAAUCAUAUUUAAUGGUGUUUAAGUAAUGAAAUUCUUCUGUGUCCUCUUUAGAAGCAAAUUUGCUUGAAGGAGUUCAGUGUUUAAUAGGGUCAAAAAACCUUCUCAGUGCACUUGGGUUUUUGUUUGCUUGUUUUUACCAAGAGCUUCAUUCAUUCUCCCCACCCUGGUGCCCUGAUGGCCAGUAUUGGGCGUGCUGUCACUGUCUAUCUGUAGUGCUUUACUGUGGUUUCCCUGGAAUUGAUUCCUUGGUGGAAUACUAAAUAUCCAAAGUGCCUUAAUUUCAACACUGUGCUGAUGUUGUGAAUGCAUAUAACGUGGAAAUACCAUUUUCAUAAUCACCUGAAAGACUGUUAUUGCAUUUCUAUAAACCUGCCUUGCCAAUUAAUCACAUUUUCUGUAAUUCACUCUGCAGUGCAGUUUUUGUAACUUUUGUAAACACUAUUCAUGUUUUUCUGUGUUGGCCGGGUUCUCGAGAUGGAGUAUUAAAACAUAUCCUGCUUUUCUUCUUGAAUUGUCUAAUAAAACUGAGUAAACAUACCCAA